Molecule: messenger RNA, 1202 nt
Organism: Nicotiana attenuata
Lineage: Eukaryota; Viridiplantae; Streptophyta; Magnoliopsida; Solanales; Solanaceae
Exons: 1
Coding region: 120-1031 (303 amino acids)
Source: RefSeq, a predicted model, not a curated record
CCACCCCCAACAAAGCACCCCACCCAUGCCUUUUUGUUUUCCUCUUCCUCGUAACUCUAUAAAGAAAAGCUAAAGAAGAAGAAGAAAUUUACUUAUUUUCUCUGAAGAGUAGAUAAUUAAUGGAAGAACCUGAAGAACUUGCAAAAUGCACCAGUACUGGAAGGAGACUAAGUAUUGACCUGAAUCGUUCACCCGAAUUCGAGUUUUGGAUGGUCCGAAAUCCUUCCUUUCCUCAACCCGACCUACCCUCUGCCGAUGAACUCUUCUCCGAUGGAAUCCUUCUUCCUCUCCACCCACCUAACCCGAACCCUCCAUCACAUAAAACUGAGCCUGAAUCAUCCGGGUCGGAUAGACCCGAAACCGGACCCGAGGUUUCUGCCGGUGAAUCCACGAACUCUUCGAAGCGUUGGAAAGACAUUUUCAAGAAGAAAACUUCACAGAAUUGCAAAGAGAAUGAUAAGAAGAAGAAAGAGAAGAAGGGCGGCGUUGUAAUUGGUGGAAGUAAUAUAGGGGUGAAUGCGGCGGAGCUGAAUAUCAACAUUUGGCCGUUUUCGAGGAGUAUAUCUGCCGGUAACGGCGGAAGUAGGCCGCCACGGGUGGUGACUCGGAAGGUGAAUAGUGCACCGUGUUCCCGGAGUAACUCCGCCGGUAGGAAAUGGCCGAGUAGUCCCAGCCGUAGUGGAGUACAUUUAGGCCGGAGCAGCGCAGUUUGGCAAGUCCGCCGCUCAGGAGGUCACCGGAAAAGUAAACCUGAAAAGAUUGUCGAAAAAGUUGAAUCUGAAGAACACCAGAAAAUGACGUCAGUUGCCGUCACCGGUAUGCCAAAAGCUAGAGUACUGAAGUUGAAUGUACCGAUGUGCAUUGGUUACCGGCAAAAUUCAGUUUGCAGAAGUGAUGAAAAUAGUGCUAUAAGUGUGGCUGCGGCGGCGGCGGUUGGCGGUGGCCAGAGUGGUGGCGCUGUGACUGAUGAAGUGGCACGUGUGAGUAAUUUGUUUAAUAUAAGAAGCAUUUUUACCAAGAAAGUGCAUUAGUAUUGGUAUGUCCAAGUAAUUGUACAGUUGUUUCUACUUUCCUUUUUUUUUUCUUUUGAAGUUUUUGCUAAUGUAAAGUUCAAGUAGUUCCUAACCUUCAGGAUUUGAGCUUUUUAUUUUUGUAAUGAAUUUAAGUUUUUAUCUAAUGACGGUGACAAAGAUUUCUUUUUU